Molecule: messenger RNA, 3918 nt
Organism: Entamoeba invadens IP1
Lineage: Eukaryota; Evosea; Mastigamoebida; Endamoebidae
Product: protein serine/threonine kinase, putative
Exons: 3
Coding region: 1-3918 (1305 amino acids)
Biological process (GO): protein phosphorylation
Molecular function (GO): protein kinase activity; ATP binding
Source: RefSeq, a predicted model, not a curated record
AUGAUAUCAAAAGUCUUAAUUAUAUUAUUUGUUUAUAAAGUGAGUUCUUUUGAAUGUGAUUGUUAUCCUGUCAAAAACACACAAAGUGAUGGAUUUGAAUCGAGUAAGAAUAUCGAUUGUGCCACCUCUGACAUGUUGUUAAAUUAUUCUAUAUGUUUAAGUGAUGACUUUCAAUUUUCAACAGCAUUUGAAUGCAAUACACUUUCAUUGACAUCUUCGUUUGUAAUUAUCAUAAUUUCACUUAAUUGGAUAAGAGCAUCACAACUAUUUUAUAUUUCGAAAGACACAAGUGUUACUUUUAAAGGACAGUUUCAUUCAAACCAAAAUUUGACUCUUGAUAAUAAUGCUACAAUACAAGUGAAUGGGUCAUUUUCAAUAAAUGGUGAUGUUUUAAUUGAAAUUCCACAACUUGAUAAACCACGAAUUGUUUUGUGGAAUUCGUCUUAUUUACAUUUGUAUUCCAAAACUGCCAAAUACAGUGGAUUUUCCAUUUUGAAUCCCAAAGGAAACACAAAUUGUUUUGAUGUGUUUUCAAUGAACAAUUCAACGUGUAUAAAUUUUAAUUCGAACGAAAAUCAUCUGAACACCAAUAAUUUUCCAAUUAAUUUUAAUGAAGGAAUUGUCUUUCUUUUAUCAAAUGGAAGAUUAAUGAGGUUUUGCCCAAGUAACAUUAUAACUCCAGAACGAACAGUGACAUGUACUUUAAACCAAAACAAUUAUCAAAUAAGUUAUAUUGGAGCUGGUGAUUAUUCAUUUAAUUAUCCACAUUGUCCGUGUGAUGACAAAGAUACAAAUUGCUAUUUACACAUUAAUCAUACACUAUCAAGUGUUAAUUUAAACAAUUUUAAUAUGCCCAAUACAAUUCUUGUUGUCGACAAAAAUGUCGAUAUUACUUAUGCGCAAGUAAUUAAAGAAAUACAAAUAAAAGACAAUGUGAAUGUAAAUAUAACAUCAUUGUAUAAUGGUUAUAUUAUCAAAUUUUCGUUUGGUAUAGUUACUAUAAAAAAUAGUUAUAUGUAUUAUAAAUAUACCAUUUAUUACAAUUCUUUGAUACAAACAUUAAGUAUUUAUCCAAACUUAAAUAUUGAUAUAGAAAUAUUCAGAAUUUUUUCUAAAAUACAAUUUGACGUAGAAGGAAUUAUUGGAAAGGUUGUAGCAUCCGAAAAUUGCUUUGUUUUAUUUGGAGAAAAAGUCAAUGCAGUUAAUCAACUUUCCUUUACGACAUCUUUUGGUGCGAAUAACGUCAUUGUGUUAAAUUUUGGAAAUGAAAGAGUUGACAAUUUUAUAAGUCCAAAUUGUAAAUUGUUAAAAAAUACAUUAAUAGAAACAACUUGUUUAAAAUGCAAUUCGAAAACAAGACUUGUAAAGGGAUGCCAAAGAUUAAAUAUAGACUGUGUAUUUGGUAAUGAAAGUGUGUGUAUCAAAUGUGAUAAUACUCAUGUCAUUAUAAACGAAUAUUGUAUUGUAAACAACAAUUGUUAUUUUACAAAUGGGAUUAAAUGUUUAAAAUGUAAAACAGGAGAACUUGCAAAUAAUUGUAAUAUAUGUCAUGAUGUUAAUUGUGUUAUGUGUAAAAAUAGUAAAUGUAUAAUAUGUGAUGACAAUUAUUUUAUUGGAAAUGAUGGAAUUUGCCACCAUACAGAAAAAGAGUCGAAUUAUGUUUAUAAUAAUAUUAUUUAUUGUGGAGAUGGAUAUUUCAUUGACAACGCUGAGUGCAAAAAUUGUUUAACAAUGAAUGAAAAUUGGAUAAAAUGUGAUGUUGAGAAGCCAAUUCAAUGUUCCAAUGAUUUUGAAAUCACAGAAAAUGGAAAUUGUGAAUCGACAAUUUGCAAAACAAAUGAAUAUAUAGAACAAAAUGGGAGGUGUUUUAGAACACAAGAAAUGUGCAAAUUUACACUCAAUCGGAAGUGUGUUGAAUGUGUUAACAAUUACACAAUAGAUGACAAUAGAAAUUGUAUACAGAACAGUGAAAAUAACAAACAAACUAAUUGUAAAACAACAACACAGAAUGGAUGUGUCAAGUGUACUGACAAAUACUAUUUUUCAAAUGGGAAGUGUAUGAGUUGUGAUAGUAAUUGUAAUACCUGCCUUUUCAAUUCAACAUUUUGUCUCUCGUGCAACAAUGAUGCUUUUUUAAGUGACCACAAAUGUAUAACAAACAUAGACUUAAAUGGUAUUUGCAAACAGUUUAUACCAUCAGGUGGGUGUGUUAAAUGUAUUGAUGGAUAUUAUAGAAGCGGACUGUCUUGUAAGAAAUGUGAUAUUAAAUGUGGGACUUGCAACAACAGAGAAAAUUGUUUGACUUGUAACUCGACAAAUUAUCGAACAUCAAAUAAUGAAUGCAAACCACAAAGUGACAUUGUUGGGUGUCAAGUAAAAACAACACAAAAUGGAUGUUCAAAGUGUUCUGAUGGGUAUUUCACAGUCAACACAAAUGAGUGUGAAAAGUGUGAUGCAACUUGUUUGACAUGUUUACAAACCAAACAUAUGUGUACUUCAUGUAAUACAAAUAAAGUUUUAAUUGACUCAAAAUGUGUUGAUAUUUCAUUAAUAACAAAUUGCAAAGAAGUUGGUCACUCAAAAUGCACCAAAUGUUCAUUUUGGUACAGGCCAAAUGAAUAUGGUAUUCGUUGUAAUUCUCAUGUUGUGUGGUGGGUAAUAGUCAUAGUUGCCAUUGUGUGUCUAUCAAUGAUUAUUGUAUUUACAACAACUGUAUAUAUCAUAAUAAGAAAUAUUAUUAAACAACGUGAAAUUAUAGAAAUAGAAAAGAAAACCACUUUAUUUAACAUGAAAAAAUCAAAUGUAAUAUUCACUUCUUUGCAAGGCGGUGUUUGUGUUAACAAAACAAAAAUAUUAUUUGAUGAUGAUUAUGAAGAAAUUCAAGUUUGCAAAGAAAGUAAAGAACUUUUAUGUGUUGGUAAUAUGACAUCCAAAACACUUAAAAUCCAACUAUCAUCUAAAAAUAACGAAGAAAGUUACCACCUAAGAACCGAGCCAAACAUUGUUGUUAUUAAGAAAGGAUUUGCAUGUGAAUUUUCGAUAUAUCUAACACCAAAUUACUCUUCAAAUAUCACCAGCACGAUCGUGAUAAUUUCAAAGAAUUUAUUAAAUAAUAUUAUUACUUACAACAAUAUUGAAAUGUGUGCAAAAACAGAAAUGACAUCAAAACUCGAUUAUCAUGAAAUUAAAGAAGAUGUCAAACUUGGAGAAGGAUCGUUUGGUGUUGUUUUUAAAGGGGGUUUUAGAAACAACAUUUUUGGGUGUGAAUAUAUCGUGCACUUCUAUGGUGCCGUGUUCGUACCAAACAAGGUGUGUAUGGUCACCGAAUUUGCACAAUUUGGGAGUUGCCAAAAUUUGAUUGACAAUAAAAAGAGUGAAGAAAUAACAAUGAAACUUCGAGUAAAAUUAGCAAUAGAUUCUGCUAAGGGAAUUUUGUAUUUACAUUUAAAUGGAAUUUUACACAGAGACAUUAAACCAGACAACAUUCUUGUGUUUUCACUUAUUGUGAAUGACAAAGUUAAUGCAAAAUUGACUGAUUUUGGAAGUGCCAGAAAUAUUAACACAUUGAUGACGAACAUGACAUUCACGAAUGGUAUUGGUACACCCACAUAUAUGGCUCCUGAAAUUUUAAAACAAGAAAAGAACAAAAAAGAAGCUGAUGUGUUUUCAUUCGGAGUGACUAUGUUCGAAAUGUUUGGGUGGUGUGAAAUAUACUCUAAAAACGUUUUCAAUUAUCCAUGGCAAAUAGCAGAAUUUGUGUGUUCGGGUAAACGAGUUGAAAAUUCGAAAAACAUCCCGAACAAUUUAUUUGAAAUCAUCGAAAAUAGUUGGGAACAGAAUACAAAAGAACGUAUUACGAUUGAUUGUGUCGUUGAAAAAUUGCAUUGUGUUUGGAACAAUCAAUUGUUAACUUUUUGA